UAACUUUCCCGAAGUUUAACGUAUCUUAGGCUGCCCUCAGUUUUGGAAAACGCCCUUUAAUUUUCUUUGCCGCUUCCACAGAAAUACUUUAUUCACCACUCUCUCUGGCUCCUUUGAGCCACGAUGCCUUUAUUUUAGAAAUAACACGACUUUUAAAAACUUCGGGUUAUACCUCUGACUGGCCCAACGCUGCCGCCGGGCUCAUUCUUGAGCGCAGCAAAAAACCGUUUUGGACUGUUCCAUGUCCUAUUUCCCACAUAGGGGGAAACAGCUUUUGAUCAGGGAGUCGGCAAAGGCGGAGGGAAAGGGAAGAGACGCCCUGAGAGGAACACAUCGCCUUCUUUGGUUUCUUAGGACGGAUUUUUCCUUGAGAGGAAAAAGCCGGGCGAAAGACCCAGAGCUGGCAGAAGCUCCUCCCACCGGAUCUCCCUCUUCCCUUCCACAGAGUGGUUGCAUCCGAACCCGGUCACGUGCUCCUCCUUGACCGGUGCGUGCAUGCGGGAAAAUCAUGGCCGGGCUCCUCAGAUGUGCUUUGCGGCUCCGGACGCGCUUCUUGCCGCUGAGAGGGCUGCGCGGCGUGGUCACCACCGCCUCUUCCCUGGGGCCGCUUCCCUUCUCCGCCCGGGCCGCUGUCUCCUGCCGCCGCAGCAGCAGCAGACAUAUCAUCUACCAAGCAAGACUCUUUACUGUUGCAACUCAAGAGAAGGGAGAUGCUCAAGAUCAAACAGUUUCAGCUGUUCGGGAGAAGCAAGCACAACAUUUUAAUUGGGCGUUGAACAGACUGGAUGAUUCUGUCAGAAGAACUGGGAGCAUUAGUAAAACGCUUCUGCUAAAAAUAUUCCAUGAUAUGUGCAGAACAGGGUAUCCAGGUAGUAACCAGGCCUUGCUGCUAUUCAGAAGCUGUGGCUCGUUGUUGCCUGAGGUCCAUCCAGCCAGGAGAACAGAACUUGCCCAUACCAUAUGGACCAAACUGAAAGAACUGGGUGUUAUAUAUGAUGUAAGCCAUUAUAAUGCUUUGCUAAAGGUCUACCUUCAGAAUGAUCACAAAUUCUCUCCAACUGAAUUCUUAACAGAGAUGGAAAAUGCUAAUGUUCAGCCCAAUCGAGUCACUUAUCAGCGACUGAUUGCUGCCUAUUGCAGCAAGGGCGAUAUUGAUGGAGCCAGUAAGAUUCUUGGUUUUAUGAAAAGCAAAGAACUCCCAAUCACAGAGUCUGUGUUCAGCGCCCUUGUGACAGGCCAUGCAAGAUCCGGAGAUAUGGAGAAUGCAGAAAAUAUCCUUUCUGUGAUGAGAGAUGCUGGAGUCGAACCUGGUCCAGACACUUAUGUUGCACUAUUGAAUGCAUAUGCUGAGAAGGGUGACAUGAACAAAAUAGAAGAGAAAAUUGGCCAAAUAGAUGGUUUUGAGGGACAUUGCUGGACAGAUGGAGACCUGUGGAGCAUGAUCUUCAGAAGUAUUGAAAAGUCUGACAAUUACCUUUUGGACAAGGACUUGAUGGACAUCAUCUUUAGUCUGGCUAAGUCUGGAUCUCCUCAGUAUGUACAAAACCUUCUGGAGAAGAUGAGAUAUGACAGGGGAUAUAUUCCAGAUGGCAUGAAUCUUUGCCUGAGUUUAAUAACACAAGGCUUGGAAGAUACAGCUUUUCAAGUUCUCAAGUCGUUCCCUAAAUCCUCUGAUAUCCAGAAUGGAAAUGUCAUGGAUCGUGGCAACUUCUUCUUACGACACUGUGUAAAUAUGGACAUGCCAGCAGCUAAGUUAAAAUAUUUCUGUGAUGAAAUGAAAGGUGCCAACCUGCACACUGCACCCUUCCAGUUGACUCUGCGUUGUGCCUUGGAAUUGAGGAAAGCUGCUCUGGCAAUUGACUUAAUGAAGAUAAUGAAAGAAGAAGGCUUACCUGUCAGACCUCACUAUUUCUGGCCAUUGUUGGUUGGUCACCAGAAAGAGGAAAAUAUUCAAGGUAUGGUUGAAGUCCUUAAAGCAAUGUUUGAACUGCAGGUGGAACCUGAUGUGGAAACAUAUGCGAGCUAUAUUUUGCCAAAUGUUGAUGAUGUCAGCACUGUGCAUCAUCUGCUGCAGGAGAAGGGCUGUCCUGUUGAAACUAAAGCACUUGUUGCAGCACAGAUCAGACAUGAAGCUGUACAUGGAAAACUAGAGAAUGUUUUGGCAUUAAUGUCUUCAGAAAAUACGCCACCUAUCGAUCUCAUGCAAUUGAGAAGUAGCCUGAUCCUUGGAUUCAAGAGGUGUGAUGAUGUAAAUCUUUGGAGCAAGAUAACAGAACUGUUGUACAAGGAUGGACGUUAUUGCCAGACGCCUCCAGGACCAACUGAAGCUGUUGGCUAUUUUCUUUAUAACUUGAUUGACAGCCUGAGUGACUCAGAGGUACAGGCCAAGGAGGAGCGGUUGAGACAAUACUUCCAUCAGCUGAAGAAGAUGAAUAUAGUAAUCCCUCCUAAUGUAUUCAGAGGUAUCCGCAACCUACUGGACAACUGCCAUGUUCCUGAAUUAAUUAAGGAUACAAUUUUGUUAACUGAUAGAGAACAGCUAUCACAAGGAUAUAUAUCAAAAUUCUCUGGACUUCAGGUAUCUGAAUUGGAGAAGCAGCUUGCACAACUAGAAGCUGAAAACCAGCCAAUUAGAGAUGUAUUAAAACAGCUCAUAUUUGCUCUAUGUGCAGAAGAGAAUAUGCAGAAAGCCCUUGAAGUGAAAGCCAAAUAUGAAUCGGACAUGGCUGUUGGUGGCUAUGCAGCCUUAAUAAAUUUGUGCUGUCGACAUGAUAAUGCAGAGGAGGCAAUGAACCUGAAAGAAGAACUCUGCCGUAAAGAUUCAUCAAUUGCUCUUGAUGCAAAUAAGUACUUGGCCUUGGUGAAAGUUUUGGGGAAAUGUGGCAGACUAGAAGAUGCUAUUAACGUUCUAAAGGAGAUGAAAGAGAAGGAUGUCCCUAUUAAAGAUGCAACUGUCACAACCUUUUUCCACAUCCUUAAUGGUGCAGCCUUGCGAGGUGAAGUUGAAACCGUCAAUCGGCUAUUCGAGUCCAUUAUGGCUCUGGGUUUAGUACAACCUGCUGGAAACCUGUGCUCCCCUCUUGCUACUGUUCACUUGGAAAAGAAUGAUUUAGCAGCAGCCCUGGAAGCUGUGUUUGACUGCUAUAAGAAAUAUGGCAAAUUCCCUAGACUUCAUGACAUCUUGUGCAAGUUAAUAGAGAGGGGAAACACUGAACUCUUGCAGAAAGUUAUGGACUUCAUGAGCCAAGAAAGAGGUGAAAUGACAAUGCUCUAUGAUCUCUUCUUUGCCUUCCUGAAUACUGGCAAAUACAAAGAAGCCAAGAAGAUCAUUGAGACUCCUGGCUUGAGAGCUCGACCAGGUCGGUUAGAGUGGUUUGCAACAAAGUGCAUUGCAAAUAAUCAGGUUGAAGCCUUGGAAAACAUGGUGGAACUGACACAGAAGCUAUUUGAAUGUGACAGAGAUGAAUUGUAUUACUACUUGUUAAAAUUAUACAGUGAAAACAAUGACCUGCAAAAGGCCGAUGCUGUUUGGACUAAAAUGCAGGAAGAAAAUAUUAUUCCUCGUGAAAGAACAUUGAGGUUACUAGCAGAUAUUCUUAAAACUAAUAAUCAGGAAGUUCCAUUUGACGUUCCUGAGGCUUGGUAUGAUUCUACCCCAUCUAACUCUUCGCUGCCUCUUGAACAAUCUCUUGAUCUUCAAAAGCAAAUAUUCAUACUCUGCAAAAAGGGUAACGCUGAAGAGGCGUACAGUAUUUUACUAGGAGUGGAAAAGAAGGAUAUUAUGCUUGAUUCUGGUGUUUAUUCCCACCUUAUAAAAGCAUUGCUGGCCCAGGGUUGUCUUGAAAAAGCCAUCAAAGUAAAAAACAUUGCUGAGACCCACAUCAAGGGCUUCGUGCUGAACGAUGCUGCCAGCAGCCUCCUCAUCAUAACGCAAGUUAGGCGGGAUUAUUUGAAAGAUGCAAUUUCAACCCUCAAGAUGCUCCUUGAAAAUGGCAACGUGCCCAUUCCACUAGCUGUCACUCGGCUUGUUCAGGCUUUGGCUCAGAAGGGAGAUCUGGAGAGCAUAAGCACAGUUGAGAAGAUGAUGGAGAAUCUCAGCAGUUCUAUUAAAUUGUCACACAUGCUUUUCAUCAAUAACAAAGUGUUGGCUCACAUCAAGAAUAAUAACCUUGAUGGCGCCAUAGAAUACCUUGAGCCCCUGUUCACCUCCGGAAUGCUGCAUUCUGACGCCCCCAGUUCAAGCAUUGCCUUCAUUUUUAGAAAGUUGAUUGAUGACAAACAGGAAGCAGCUUUGGAAAGAUUGAGUGCCAUGGCUGAACGGAUGGCCAAUCAUUUUGGAAUUUAUAGGCCUGUCACAGACCUUUUCCUUCAGUAUAUAAAUGCAGGAAGAGUGGAUGAUGCCAGACUUCUACUAGAGAGAUUCAGUGCGAUAGGUGAACAAAAGAAAUCUCUGCUGGCUUUCCUUGCAAACACAGCCAAGCAGCCAGGACAGGUUCAUAAAAUCAAGGCAUUGUUAGAUUUGGUUCCUGACUUUGUAGACAAGAACAUUAUCUACUCUUACCUCAUGAAAUGCCAUGCAUUGGAUAAGGACGUGGAUUCUGCAACAGCUCUUUAUGAUAAAAUGAAAGCUGAGAAAUUGCACCCAGAUGAGUUAUUUCUGAAACGUCUGGCAGUUGUCCUGAAAAAAGCAGGAAAACCCGUUCCUUUCACGGAACCCCCUGAAAGCUUCAGAUUCUAUGCAGAGAAAUUAAAGAAAGAACAAGACGGACAUUCGUCAGAUGAAGAUUAACUUUUUUAUGGUUUGGUUGCUGCUAGUCAUAUAGUGUCUGUGAAAAACUGUUUUAAAUAAUGUAUUAUUGUCAAGGGGAAAAAUAAAAUUGAAAAUAUGAUUCUUCAGUGUAACAUAA
Molecule: messenger RNA, 4907 nt
Organism: Hemicordylus capensis (graceful crag lizard)
Lineage: Eukaryota; Metazoa; Chordata; Lepidosauria; Squamata; Cordylidae
Gene: LRPPRC
Product: leucine rich pentatricopeptide repeat containing
Exons: 39
Coding region: 509-4789 (1426 amino acids)
Molecular function (GO): protein binding
Source: RefSeq, a predicted model, not a curated record